Hemicordylus capensis (graceful crag lizard) is the source of this 2238-nucleotide messenger RNA. RefSeq names its product adenosine receptor A2b-like. The transcript is spliced from 2 exons. Bases 435 to 1484 code for a protein of 349 amino acids. Gene Ontology annotation, biological process: G protein-coupled adenosine receptor signaling pathway; vasodilation; adenylate cyclase-activating G protein-coupled receptor signaling pathway. Gene Ontology annotation, molecular function: G protein-coupled adenosine receptor activity. Gene Ontology annotation, cellular component: membrane. NCBI's taxonomy places the organism in Eukaryota, Metazoa, Chordata, Lepidosauria, Squamata, Cordylidae. The record is from RefSeq and is a predicted model, not a curated record.
AGUGGCGAAGUGGCGCGGGCUCUGCCCCGGAGAGCGUGCAGAGCAACCGGACGAAAGGUGCGCGCCCACAGUGGCCCGGCAAGAAGGCAGGGAGGGCCGGGACCCUGCUGGCUAGUGCGCCUGGCGCUUUCUGGGACAUCCCGCUGCCAAGGAUUCCAUCCCUGCUGGUUUGGCUGGACCCAGGAAGGAAGGAUGCUGGCUGCCCUGGCUGUGUCCAGGGCCCCCGAGUGAGAGUUGGCCCUUGGGGGCCCCGGCCAGGAGCAGGCACUGGCCAUGGCUGCAGAUGUCUCCCAGCAGCGGGCACCCUCGCUGUCAGCCGGGAGCGUGGGCUGAGCUGCUCUGGUGCUGCCCGCCAGGGAACAGGGGGCCCUUGUGGCCAUGGGUGCUGCCCUUCUGGUCUCCACUCUGAGCCUGGUGGGAGCCCCGUCCCGGGCAUGACCCAACCGGCCCCCCGUGGCAUGGAUGCGGGGUACAUUGCCGUGGAGGUGAUGAUCGCCGUGCUGUCCAUCGUGGGCAACAUCCUGGUCUGCUGGGCCGUGGCCAUCAACAGCACCCUGAAGAAUGCCACCAACUACUUCCUGGUCUCACUGGCGGUGGCCGACAUCGCAGUGGGGCUGCUGGCCAUCCCCUUCGCCAUCACCAUCAGCGUCGGCUUGGAGACCAACUUCCACUGCUGCCUCUUCUUGGCCUGCUUCGUCCUGGUCCUCACCCAGAGCUCCAUCUUCAGCUUGCUGGCGGUGGCCGUCGACCGGUACUUGGCCAUCAAGAUCCCGCUUAGAUACAAGAGCAUCGUGACGGGGAAGCGGGCCCGGGGCCUCAUCGGCAUCCUCUGGCUGCUCUCGUUCAGCAUCGGCCUGAUCCCGCUGAUGGGCUGGAACCGCAGGGAUGUGGCCAUGGGGAGCUGCCCCAACGCCACCAACGGGACCCGAGGCCCUGGGGAGGGGGGCCGGCCUGCCUGCCUGGUCAAAUGCCUCUUUGAGAACGUGGUGACCAUGAGCUACAUGGUCUACUUCAACUUCUUUGGCUGCGUCCUGCUGCCCCUCCUGGCCAUGCUGGGCAUCUACGUCAAGAUCUUCAUGGUGGCCUGCCAGCAGCUGCGGCAGAUGGAGCUGGUGGGCAACUCCCGGACCACCCUGCAGAAGGAGGUCAACGCUGCCAAGUCGCUGGCCAUCAUCGUGGGCGUCUUUGCCAUCUGCUGGCUGCCCCUCCACAUCCUCAACUGCCUCACCCUCUUUGACAAGGACUUCGGCGAGCAGAAGCCCGAGGAGCUGAUGAACUUCACCAUCAUCCUCUCCCACAUCAACUCGGUCGUUAACCCCAUCAUCUAUGCGUACCGGAUCCAGGAUUUCCGGUGUACCUUCCACAAGAUCCUCUGGCGGUACGUCCUCUGCAAGCCCCAGGACUUCCCGAAGUACCCCAAGGGCGGCAGUGGCAGCAGACACCUCUCCGUCAGUAAUAUCAGCAGCGCCCCGGCCUGCAUUUGAGGCUGCCUCCACCCCCCGACUGAACUGUGCUGCGCUCGUGACCCCUGGAGGAGUCUGUCGCAAUUGACCUCUCUGCAUUUUCGUACUGCUGUGUUCCAAGCUGUACUUGUAAACAGGAAGGUCCCCAGUGGUUGGGCUGCAACUCCUGUCAGCCUGUGGCCGCUGUGGCUGGGGAUGAUGGGAGUCGUAGUCCAACAGCAGCUGGAACCCGAAGCGUGGGCAGCCCUGAACUGUAUUAUAUAUCUGGGUUUGUUUUUUAAACAUCAGUGCCUCUUGCAGGAAUGCUGCAGGUGACGAACUUGCUUCUGAGCUCCUUAUAGAUCAAACUGGAUGUUCCUCCCAAAUUAAAAAAUAAAUAAAAUAAAAAUUACAUUUAAUUCCUGCCUCCGUGACAGGGGGAGCAGGUUUUCCAGCUGUGCUGCUCUUUUUAAAAUGUCUUUAUUUUUUUCAGUGCUCAAAUGUAACUUUGCAGGGAGAAGAGGAGCCAUGUAGACUGUUUUUGGUAAAUGUGUGUGAUUUUGACGUUUUGUACACAGAUAGCUUCCUCCUGCCUCUGUUUUUUUAAUGUGUCAUCGGUUGUUUGAUGCUGCUGGUAUUCUCAAAUGGGAAAUAGUUUUAUAUAGGCCAGUUAUGAUAUUUUUGUAUGGGCUUUCUGGGAGAAGGCAGAGGAAUCGGUGGAUGUUGGUGAAUUAUUUUUUAAAAAUUGUACUGUUGAAAGGUUUUUUAAAAAAUGAUUGUUACAUUAAAGAGAGAU